CUAUGCAAUUCCUCGACGUUAGGCCUAUAACUUGACUAUUUACAGGCCUUUGUCUUCCCGACCUAACAAUGUCCGAGAGAAACGAGGGGACCAAAGAAGACGUUAGUCAGCUUUGUUCCUGCCCAGUAGCGAAAGUGGUCCGGACAACUCGUCGUUUCCUGAUCCCAGCCCUCAGAAAGGUUCUAUGUAUUCCUGUUACAUACGUGAUUCCAUGUGGAACAAGGGCAAGCAUGUCAGAUGCCAAGAAGGAUGGAGAGUUGUCCUUGGAGCAGGAAAAUCUGAGGUUCACAGAUGAGAUGCUUUUGGCACUAAAUGAACAAGCCGAUGAGAUUCUGCAAGAACGUGUUGCUAUAGUCAAUGGUGUGCCUGUUUUAAUAGAGGGACCCUUGAGGGCUGAACAUGCCAAAGCCUUUGGAAUAUCACUCUCAAUUCCUUUGCUGGAUCAGCUGACCGGCACUGAAUUUAGAAAAAGAGCAACCGAGCAAGUGAGUGAGGUUUUGCUCACAACUCUUGACAAUGAUUCCUGCCAUGAGUCAAACACCAAAUCAGAGAGUCAGACAGACUUCUGUGAGCUUCCUGCCUUCUAUCCACCCAGCUCCCACUCACAGUCUGUUGCUGAUGAUCUUGUCGAUGAUAUUGUUGAGGAUUUUGUCUGUGAUGUUAUUGACUCCAUGAACGAAGACAUGAGCCAAAAUGUUCGCUCAGCAGCAUAUGACGUUGUUGGGUAUGUCGUUGCGGGGAUGAAAGAUCUUGUGGAGACAGCACGAGUCAUGGGAGGUGUGUCUAUGACAAGGAUCUGCUCAACAUCGGAAACAAUGUUCAGUGCCAUUCAGAAUGCGGUGAGGAAAUUGUUUUCCAAAUCUGUUUCCUCUGACAGUGAAGAGGAAACAACAAUGGCUUCCGCCAGACAUGUCAUAAGCCAAGUGAUAUUGUCCAUGAUGUGGGAUCUUUCUGCUCUUAAGAGUGCAGAAGAUUUAGAACAAAUAGCACUGGUUCAGGAGAUCCUCAGUGCUUUGUUGAUUGACGUCAGAGAACGUUCCCAGCACAACCUAGAGACCACAACAUCACCCUGUGUCCUCAACAUGUUUGAGGGAAAUGCUGAGGGAAAUGAGGGAAGUGCUGCUUCUGCCAACAGUGAUGAUUUCAAGAAUGACUAUGCCUCCCUAGUCUCCAUGUUGGUCAUUCGACUUUUGAGGAAAGUUAGCUUACGCACUUCCACCACCCAUCAGGACGGAGUUCCGGAUAAAGUUCUGGAUAUCUCCAGGCAAUUGAUCCAGAAGAUUCUGUGUGAGCUUGACACACGUUUUGGUAUCACAGGUGAUGAAAGUCAUCCGCAGCAAGUGAAUUUUCACCUGAUGUACCGAAAUGUUUACAAGGAUCUUACUAGAGAGUUUGGGUCUGAAGAUGUGCUGUGCUCUGCCCUGGAAUCACAAGAUCCAUCUUUUGAGUCCUCCCUUGUGGAGAAAUUGACAGGAGAGAUUGUAAAAACUUGUAGCCAAACAAACGUAGCAGCUUCUGAACCUAGGAUCCCACCGAUUAAAGCUGUAACUGGACUACAGCAAAAUAAUAAGACCAAAAAGAAAAUUACUCCAUCCUGGCUGAAGAUGCCAAAAUUCAAUUGGAAGAAAUCAAAGAAUGGAGCACACAGUCUCCUUGACAGUGAGGGCUCUCUUGUUCCAAGUACAAGUUCCUUUCAGGUUCAGGCCAUUAAGAGCGAGCUGAGGGAGACUCUGGCUGAGGUCACCAGGGCUCCUGCAUAUGCAGCCGACCGUCUGGAGAUGGCCCGGGAGGAAGAGACCACAGGGUGCUGUUUCUUCAGGAUGCCCAAAUUCAAGUUCUCCUUCAAGAAAAUAAUGAGAGGAGCUAAAGUUGGGCAUUACCACGAUGUUACCUCAUUUGAAGAGCAGAGCAGUAAUGUGGCAGCCUGUGAGACUCAGAUGAAGGAGGAGCCCUCUGCUGAGUUGGCUGCUUCUGAGGGUCUCACUAAACAGGAUUAG
Molecule: messenger RNA, 1997 nt
Organism: Sardina pilchardus (European sardine)
Lineage: Eukaryota; Metazoa; Chordata; Actinopteri; Clupeiformes; Clupeidae
Exons: 7
Coding region: 69-1997 (642 amino acids)
Source: RefSeq, a predicted model, not a curated record